GAUACAAUUCAAAAUAAAAUUUUUGUUUUACUAUUGGCGGAACAUUAUUUCCGAAAAAGAUAAUAUAUAAUAUUAAUAAUAAUAAAAGAAACCAAUUUUCAACUGAUUCACAAUGGCAAUGAGUAUGGCUUCAACUGCUACAAUCGACGAACAAGAUGAUGAAUGUGGCCCUCUUCCUCUUUCGAAAUUAGAAUGUAAUGGGAUAACUUCAGGAGAUAUUCAAAAAUUGGAAGAAGCAGGCUUUCACACUAUUGAAUCAAUUGCAUUCUCCCCUAAGAAAUACCUGCUAGCUAUCAAAGGAAUGUCCGAUACCAAAGUUGAAAAAUUACUCACAGAAGCUGCCAAACUAGUGCCUAUGGGGUUCACAACUGCUACCGAAUUUCAUCAAAAACGUUCUGAAAUUGUUUCACUCACCACAGGCUCAAAGGGAUUAGAUAAACUUCUUGGAGGAGGCAUAGAAACUGGGUCAAUAACAGAAUUGUUUGGUGAAUUUAGAACAGGAAAGACGCAGCUAUGUCACACGCUAGCUGUAACAUGCCAAUUACCCAUUGAAAGUGGAGGAGGUGAAGGAAAGUGCCUUUUUAUUGAUACUGAAGGAACCUUUAGGCCUGAAAGGUUACCAGCUAUAGCUGAACGUUACAAAUUGAAUCCACAGGAAGUAUUAGAUAAUAUAUCAUAUGCAAGGUGCUAUAAUACUGAUCAUCAGACACAGUUAUUAAUUCAAGCAGCGGCUAUGAUGGUAGAAUCAAGGUAUGCUUUAUUAGUUGUUGACAACGCGAUGGCUCUAUAUAGAACAGAUUAUUCAGGAAGAGGGGAAUUAUCUGCCAGACAAAUGCAUUUGGCUAGGUUUUUAAGGAUGCUGUUGAGAUUAGCUGAUGAGUUUGGAGUGGCUGUAGUUAUAACGAAUCAAGUAGUUGCCCAGGUGGAUGGAAUGGCGAUGAUGAACGCUGAUCCAAAAAAACCGAUAGGAGGUAAUAUAAUGGCACACGCUUCGACCACCAGAUUGUAUCUGAGAAAAGGAAGAGGAGAGACGAGAAUGUGCAAAAUUUAUGAUUCACCCUGUUUGCCAGAAUCGGAAGCCAUGUUCGCAAUUUAUGCUGAUGGUAUAGGCGAUCCCAAAGAAUAAUCAGAUGGAUUUUUCUUAAGAUGUAAAAUAAGUCGAUCAUUAAUUAUUAUAAAGCGAAAUCUUGUUAUGCAAUUAUGAAAACUAAUGUUGAUAUUUUAUAAAUAAGAUUAUUUUUAUAGGUAAAAGAGAUCUGUUGAGAGUUUUGUAAAAUAAAAUUGAAUAAUAAUUGA
Messenger RNA from Harmonia axyridis, 1296 nucleotides. It is a transcript of the gene spn-A, whose product is annotated as DNA repair protein RAD51 homolog 1. The transcript has 5 exons. Gene Ontology annotation, molecular function: double-stranded DNA binding; ATP-dependent DNA damage sensor activity; ATP binding. Bases 113 to 1126 code for a protein of 337 amino acids. Gene Ontology annotation, cellular component: condensed nuclear chromosome. Gene Ontology annotation, biological process: double-strand break repair via homologous recombination; chromosome organization involved in meiotic cell cycle; mitotic recombination. The record is from RefSeq and is a predicted model, not a curated record. Lineage: Eukaryota; Metazoa; Arthropoda; Insecta; Coleoptera; Coccinellidae.